CCUCAUAUUUCUUCAGUAUUCUUUAAACUCCAACCCAGCUACAAAAAUGGAACAACCUUUGACAGAUGAUCAAUUACAAAUGAUGUACAAAAUGGGAUUUCCAGAUUAUGUACAAAGAAUGGGCAUGAAGUGCUUCAAACGUUGUGUGCCGAUCACCAAAGAGACCACUCUGAGUGAGCCCGAACAAAAGUGUAUCCAAGAUUGCUGAGACAGCUACGUGCAGACCAUCGAGACUGUAUUCGAAGUAAUCAAGCAGAAGAAUUGAGAUAGAAGAGGCUAUUAAAAUAGGUUCAAUAGGGUUUG
Messenger RNA from Moneuplotes crassus, 303 nucleotides. NCBI's taxonomy places the organism in Eukaryota, Ciliophora, Spirotrichea, Euplotida, Euplotidae. The record is from the annotation of a GenBank genome assembly.